GUUCCCCUUCCAGCCUGGCCACAGUCUCUCCCCCAGGGCUUCCUGUUGGGGUGUCCUAGGCCCCACCCCAGAGCUGGGCACUUUCCUCCCUGACACAGGGACCUGGACCCGCUCUGCCCUGCCAGAGGCAGACAUGGUGCCCCUGCUGCUGCUGCCCCUGCUGUGGGGGGGGUCCCUGCAGCAGCCACCAGGCUAUGAGCUCCGAGUGCAGGAAUCGGUGACAGUGUUUGAUGGUCUGUGUGUCCACGUGCCCUGCUCCUUCUCCUACCCGUGGAGUUCGGGGUCUUCCUCUACCAAAGUCUACACCUACUGGUACCGGGACACUGGAAAGCCAGCCUCUGCUGCUCUUGUGGCCUCGAGCAACUGGAAUAAACAAGGCCGGUUCCUCCUUGCGGACCCCAGGACCAACAACUGUUCCCUGAGCAUCACAAAUGCCAGGAGGACUGACACAGGACGCUACUUCUUCCGAGUGGAGAGAGGAAAUUCUGUGAGUUAUAGUUACCGAGAGAAGAUGCUGGAUUUGCAGGUGACAGACAAACCCCACAUCCAGAUUCUGGAGCCUCUAGAGUCUGGCCGCCGAACACAGCUGACCUGCAGCCUGCAAGGGGCCUGCAAAGGGCGACAGCGUUUCACCUUCUCCUGGGCGGGAGCCGCUGUGGACUCGCUGGACCCCCAGACCCUCGGCUCCUCGGUGCUCACCUUCACCCCGAGGCCCCGGGACCAUGGCACCAACCUCACCUGUCAGGUGAAACGGGAAUGCUUCUCCUCGCUCCCCACAGACCCCCCGCAGCUGCUGGGACCCUCCUGCUCCUGGGAGGACCAGGGUCUGCACUGCAGCUGCUCCUCCAGGGCCCAGCCGGCCCCCUCCCUGCGCUGGCGGCUGGGGGCGGGGCUGCUGGAGGGGAACCAUGGCAACGCCUCCUACAGAGUCACCUCCAGCUCAGAGGGGCCCUGGACCAACAGCUCCCUGAGCCUCCGAGCAGGGCUCAGUGAGGGACUCAGACUCAGCUGCGAGGCGUGGAAUGUGCACGGGGCCCAGAGCGUCUCUGUCCUGCUGCUGCCAGGGAAGGCCGUGCCCCAGGCAGGAGUGGUUCCUGCGGCUCUCGGAGGUGCUGGUGCCAUGGCCCUGCUGUCCCUGUGUUUGUGUCUAAUCUCCUUUUGCAUGUGAGCCUCUGUGGUAGGGAGGCACAGGGCUGAGUACAUCCAGAGGGGACUGUUUUGGGAGGGCCGGAGGUGGUAGCAGCUUUAUGGAGGUAAAAUCCCAUAUAUUUAAAGUGUACAAUUCAGUGGCUUUUCGUUCAGUCACACAGCUGUGCACCCAUCACCACAGACAAUUUUAAUACGUUUCAUUUGCUUGAAAUAAUGAUAAUAAUAA
Molecule: messenger RNA, 1375 nt
Organism: Myotis brandtii (Brandt's bat)
Lineage: Eukaryota; Metazoa; Chordata; Mammalia; Chiroptera; Vespertilionidae
Product: sialic acid-binding Ig-like lectin 5
Exons: 5
Coding region: 134-1168 (344 amino acids)
Biological process (GO): cell adhesion
Cellular component (GO): plasma membrane
Molecular function (GO): sialic acid binding
Source: RefSeq, a predicted model, not a curated record